Molecule: messenger RNA, 237 nt
Organism: Iphiclides podalirius (scarce swallowtail)
Lineage: Eukaryota; Metazoa; Arthropoda; Insecta; Lepidoptera; Papilionidae
Source: the annotation of a GenBank genome assembly
AUGCGCCUCGCACAUCAGCCAAGCUCGUUGUGGGAUGCCGUCGCGCCCCGGAGCGGCACUUUUGGCUUUUAUCCUAAGGACGGCACCGCCGAACUCUCCUGGAGCGACGCAUUCCUGGUGGACCACGGCUUCCUGGGCCUCCACGACCCAUUCCAGGUGGAGCACCCAUCAUGCCAGGGGGUGGGCCGCCCAUCAUGGGUCCACCACGCAUUUGUGGAGGUGCCGAGAGUUGCCCUC